AUCUCUCUCCUUAUCUAUCUCAAUAAAAAAUUAGUGUCGCCGAAUCCCUCAUUUUUGUGCAGCUUGAUUUGGCUGAAAGUAAAAACCGUGACAUGACUCUCUGUUUCCAUUGGUGUUUCUCUUUUCUUUGCAGGUGUAUAUUCUAUUCCUUAUAUGUUGUACUACUGAGAAUAUACCAGUGCUAUCAGCCUUCCAAUUAUUCAAGUUUCUUCGUAGCUAUAAGUUCAAAAUCUUGUCUAAUCUAUAUGGAAUGUGGUUGUUGUGCUCUCUUGAUUUUUUCUUGGGAAUAUUCCAGAUUUGUUUUUACUCCUGAAACUAAACAGUGGGUUCGUAUGUCAUUUGGCUAUAAAGAGAAUGGGUAUAUACCUGAUAUGACAUUGAAAAGAAAAAUACAAAAACCAAAUGCACAUGUAGAUAGUCGCAAUAACUAUCUUCUAAAUACAAAAAAUUGCAUUUAGCAGUUUGUCCUAGAUAUUGACUCAAUUGCUUAGCGUACGAAUUCACUGAGUUGUUGUUCCUCACGUUUGAGAUGGAGUUAGCAGUAGCUCCUUUAUUUAUAUUUUAUUUCAUUUCUAAAUGCUUCGGUAGCGAGUUAUGUGUUUGAAAAACUUGUUAUUUUGAAAGUGAAGUUCGUUCCUCUCUCUUUUGUAUUUUCAAGUUCUUGUUAAGUUGGUAAGUUCUAACCAUAUGAUCAUAAUUCCACAUAUAGUCAGCAUGUGUAUAGGACCCUGCUUGGCCUAAAUUUGGCAUAAAGGAUUUCUGGCAGUAGCCUGAUGAUCUUGAUCCCAUCCCACAUUGGAGAUUUAGUUUUGGCUGUCGCCGCUUCCCUUAUUCUUGUACAGCUUGAUUUGGCUGAAGGUACAAACGGUGACAUGACUCUGUUUUCCAUUGGUGUUUCUCUUUUCUUCGCAGGUUUGUAUAAAAAUGAAUCAACAAGAGCCUUCAACAAAUAACAAAAGAGCAAGGAACACGACAUUAGUAAACCUGGAUCAUUAACAGCCAUGGCAAAUAGAAAAUGACAUCUACUGACAACAAAGGGAACUGUUCAAGUUAUACAAUCGGAGAAACAAAAUAUUCUAAAGUUAAUUGAACAAGAGAAGCCACAAGUAGCACCACGAGCACCACUAUCUAGACAAAUUGAACAAUCUGUAGUGGUAGAGGAGCAGCUGCAUGCAGAGGAUGAGCAACAUGUAGAGGAACCUUUCCAAAUGACAGAUUCAGCCAAGCCAAUCCUACAACAGCUGAACAUUCUAAAGUACAAGGCAAAAUAUGAUAUUCCUGAUGCCGCAAAACAUUGGGUUUUGGAAAGAAUUCGAGAAUCUUGGAGAAAGCAUAGAAAUGAUUUGAAAAGAGAUCACUACGAUCCAUAUAAUGAUGAUGUUGUUCGGUUGAAGAAAAAGCCCGAUAGUGUUUCAGAAUGUCAAUUUAAAGAGCUCUUCGUGUAUUGGAAGUCCGAAAAAUUCCAGAAAAUGUCCAAAACCAAUAUCGAGAAUCGGAAGAAGCUAAUGAAUCCACACACUACUGGGAAGAAGAGUUUUGCUUUAGUUCGCAACAAAUUGGAGAUGUUUUCGGUCACAAGGGCAAGAAAACCUAAUCAUACAUACAAGUCGUCUAAUGAGGACACCAACAGUAAAAUUGCUCAAAUGGAGGAAAUUGAAAAACAAUAGGGAGCAAAUGAACAACCCGUUGAUGCAUUUUCAACCGUCAUGGGUGCUGAACAUCCAGGACGUGUAAGACUACUUGGAAGGGGGGUUACAAAGACUUCUUUGAAAAGAUUAAAUGGCAGCUCCGGACAAAUUUUAAAUUCCACAAAUGAUGUUGUCCAACAAAUGCAAGGAAGGAUGCAAAAAAUGGAGGAUCAAAUCGGGGACUAAAAGAGAACAAUUCGACAAGAAGUUGUUGCAGAUGUAAUUGCUCAACUUUAAAAUACAGGAAUAAUUGAUCCGAAGAUACUGGUGGCAUUGUCCUUUCCUUCACCAAUGGAAUCGACUUCUACAUUAGAAGCCACUCAAAACAGUCAAGGUGUUCAUGACAUAGAAGAUGGUGGUAACGAAAUUGAUGAACUAGACUUGACCUAAGAGAUCGAUCACAUUGGCUUCUUGCCGCACUGCACUAUUAGAAAAACUUGUGUAUGUUUUGAUUGAGAUCAAUCACAUUUGAUAGAGUAUAUAUACGUAGUUUCAAACAUCUUAUAUUUUUUAACAUUCCAAACUUAUGUGUUUUGAAUUUUUUGAAUGGUCAAAAAAUAUUAUUUGAUCGCUUA
Capsicum annuum is the source of this 2263-nucleotide messenger RNA. RefSeq lists its product as uncharacterized. The record is from RefSeq and is a predicted model, not a curated record. Bases 1209 to 1667 code for a protein of 152 amino acids. Lineage: Eukaryota; Viridiplantae; Streptophyta; Magnoliopsida; Solanales; Solanaceae. The transcript has 8 exons.